Molecule: messenger RNA, 1857 nt
Organism: Rotaria socialis
Lineage: Eukaryota; Metazoa; Rotifera; Eurotatoria; Philodinida; Philodinidae
Source: the annotation of a GenBank genome assembly
AUGAUGUUGGUCAAAACGGGUUUACGGCUCAAUCAGAUUCACCCACUUGCAGCGUUUCCUUUGGCUCAAUUUUCAACUGCUUUGACUCCAUACUCAACUACAGGACGAACAUUGGUCUCGUCAACCCACCCAAAACAGCGAACACUUCUUGUUAGUCAUAAUAAGCAUAGUGAAUAUUUCAUGGCUGGUCAACGUUUUAUUACUGGUUACGAUGUUUUACUUGAUCGACGUGCCAAUAAAGGUACAGCAUUUACAAUUGAGGAACGACAAAUACAUCGUAUUCAUGGUUUAUUACCACCAACAGUAGCUACAUCUGAACUUCAAGUUGAACGAUUCAUGGAAAAUUUACGUAACAUGCCUGAGGAUUUAUCACGAUACAUAGCAUUAAGUUCUUUACAAGAUCGUAAUGAAAAAUUAUUCUAUCGUGUAGCAAUGCAGCAUACACAAGAAAUUAUGCCACUUGUUUAUACGCCAACUGUUGGUUUAGCUUGUCAAAAAUAUGGUUUGAUUUAUUCAAAACCAAAAGGCUUAUUUAUAUCCAUCAAUGACAAAAAUCAUAUUUUCGACAUGUUAGCGAAUUGGCCUCUGCAUGAUGUUCGAGCCAUUGUUGUUACUGAUGGUGAACGAAUAUUAGGUUUAGGUGAUUUAGGUUGUAAUGGUAUGGGUAUACCUGUUGGUAAAUUAAGUUUAUAUACAGCACUAGCUGGUGUUUCACCUGAUUAUUGUUUACCAAUAACACUUGAUGUCGGAACAAAUAAUAAAACUCUGCUUAAUGAUAAAUAUUAUUUGGGUUUACGACAGAAUCGUGUUACAGGAAAAGAGUAUGAUGAUUUCAUUGACGAAUUUAUGCAAGCAGUUAUAAAACGAUUUGGUCAACAAUGUUUAGUUCAAUUUGAAGAUUUUGCUAAUCAUAACGCAUUUCGAUUACUUAAAAAAUAUCGUCAUCUGUAUUGCACAUUCAAUGAUGAUAUUCAGGGUACAGCCAGUGUUGCUGUUGCUGGAAUUCUUAGUUCACGUCGCAUUACUGGAAAAAAAUUAUCGGAUAAUAAAUUUGUAUUUUAUGGUGCUGGUGAAGCAUCGAUUGGUAUGUCGGAUUUACUUGUUUUAGCAAUGGAACAUGAAGGAAUAUCGACUGAAGAAGCUCGAAAAAAGAUCUUCUUAGUUGAUUCUAAAGGACUUGUUGUUAAGAAUCGUCCAAGUGGAGGAUUAAAUGACGAAAAAAGUCGAUAUGCACAUGAACAUGCACCAAUCAAUAAAUUAGCGGAUAUUAUUCAAACUAUUAAACCAUCAUUUCUUAUUGGUGCUGCCGGUCAGGGCCCAGCAUUUACACGUGAAAUCCUGGAAAAUAUGGCAGCAGUUAAUGAACGUCCGGUUAUAUUUGCUCUUUCAAAUCCAACAUCGAAAGCUGAAUGUACGGCAAGUGAAGCAUAUGAAGCAACCCAAGGUCGAUGUGUUUUUGCAUCUGGUUCACCAUUUCCUGAUUACGUUUACAAUGGUAAAAAAUAUAUACCUGGUCAAGGAAAUAAUUCAUACAUAUUUCCUGGUGUUGGUCUUGCUAUUGUAUCAUGUGGUAUUCGACAUGUACCAGAUGAAAUAUUUUAUAUAGCAGCUAAAACACUUUCGGAACAAGUGAAAGAGGAAGAUCUUGCAUCAGGUCUGGUUUAUCCACCACUUGAAAAAAUCCGCUUUGUAUCAAGAAAGAUUGCUGCGGCAGUAGCAGAAUAUUCGUAUGAACAAAAGUUAGCUGCAUUUUAUCCGAAACCCAACAAUUUAGAAAAAUUUAUUGAAGAAAAUCAAUAUACAGCAGAAUACGAAGACUCAUUACCACCACGAUGGAGUUGGGGCGAAAAAAAGUAG